Molecule: messenger RNA, 555 nt
Organism: Rhodofomes roseus
Lineage: Eukaryota; Fungi; Basidiomycota; Agaricomycetes; Polyporales; Fomitopsidaceae
Exons: 2
Coding region: 1-555 (184 amino acids)
Source: RefSeq, a predicted model, not a curated record
AUGCCAUUGGUACAUGCACCCGGGCAGCGACAGACACAAUGCAUUACGAGGGAUGGAACCGGACAUGAUCCGCCCCAGAUUCCGGCCGAACCCGAGCAUCCUACCCCCCCUUCUUCGGCCUCACCCAUUAUUCCCGCGAUAUCCCAGCUUGUCAAGGUCCCGGCGGAUCGGAUCAUAUCUGCCGAAACCAGCACACCAGCUCCCAGUCCACCAAAAGCUAAGGCAAUCGAAGAGGAUGUCACCAUGGGUUCCCCGAGCACAGGACCGGCCGACAACAACAGUUUCUCCUUGUCGGAAACACUCUGCACCGAAGCGGAUCCAUCCGGUGAUUCUGACAUUGAGGUCAUCGAGUCCCCAAUGAACAAGCUCGUUUAUCGGAAGCCACGGCAUGGGUCCCGGGCCCCCUCUCCAAUCAUUAUAUCGGACUCAGAGCCUGACAGGACAGCUUUCGGCGAGACUGGAUUGCUGUUCGAACCAUCCCCUGAAAUGAUAUCCUGCAGUAGCACUUCUGACGAAAGCACCGAUCGCAUUCCUCACUUCCCGGACAGUGUGUAA